Molecule: messenger RNA, 566 nt
Organism: Paramecium octaurelia
Lineage: Eukaryota; Ciliophora; Oligohymenophorea; Peniculida; Parameciidae
Source: the annotation of a GenBank genome assembly
UUAAAAUCUUUAAUUUUCAUUUUUCAAAUAAUGGCUGAAUAAACUUAAGAUAAAUAAUUCAAAGGUGUCAAAAAGUUUACCUACAGAGGCUUAUAACUCGAAGAGCUUGUUAAAUUGCCCAUGGAUAAGUUGGUUGAAUAAUUCAGAGCAAGAUAAAGAAGAAGAAUUUCUAAUUAAGGUGAAAAAGUUCACGCUUUCUAAAACUUAAUGAAGAAAGUAGAGAAUACAAUUAAUUUGUAUAGAUUCGUAAAUCCAAGAAGGAGACAUUACCAGGAGAGAAACCCAAACCAGUUAAGACUCAUUAAAGAAACACUAUUGUUGUCCCAGAAAUGGUUGGCUCAAUCGUAGGUGUGUAUAAUGGAAGAUAAUUCAGCAACGUAGAAAUUAAGUUUGACAUGAUUGGAAGGUACUAAUGAAUUGCAAACAUUACAUUAGAUAUUUGGGUGAAUUUUCAUUGACAUAUAAACCAACAAGACACGGAAAGCCAGGUGUUGGUGCCACAAAGGGAUCUUAACAUACAGAUUGAUGUUAUAUAAUAUAAGUACAAUAUAAAUUGCAAAUUAAUG